Humulus lupulus (European hop) is the source of this 1798-nucleotide messenger RNA. RefSeq names its product histone-lysine N-methyltransferase ASHR1-like. The transcript is spliced from 13 exons. Gene Ontology annotation, cellular component: nucleus. Lineage: Eukaryota; Viridiplantae; Streptophyta; Magnoliopsida; Rosales; Cannabaceae. Gene Ontology annotation, molecular function: protein binding. Bases 82 to 1593 code for a protein of 503 amino acids. The record is from RefSeq and is a predicted model, not a curated record.
GAGGAACCUUUCUCUGAAAAAAAAAAAAAAAAAAACGGUUCUUUCUGCCUAAUAUCCCUGUUUACGAGACCGACGACGGCGAUGGAAGAAUUGGAGUGUGGUCUCAACGAGGGUUGUUUAUCCGUCUCUACUUUGCCAGACAAGGGUCGUUGCCUUUUUGCCACCAGACACUUCUGCCCAGGGGAAGUCAUUCUGAGAGAAAGGCCUUAUGUUUCCGUUCCUAAUAAUAACUCCAGAUGUGAUGGUUGUUUUAAGACGAGUUCUCUUAAAAAAUGUUCAGUUUGUCAGAUGGUUUGGUACUGUAGUAGCUCAUGUCAGAAGGAAGAGUGGAAAUUGCAUCGUCUUGAAUGUGAUGCUCUUUCAAAGCUUGAUAAAGAAAGAAGAAAAUGCGUUACACCUUCUUUGCGUCUGAUGCUCAGACUCUACAUUCGGAAGAAAUUGGAAUCUGAAAGGAUUAUUCCUGCUACUGCUAUGGAAAACUACAAAUUGGUGGAGGCAUUGAUCUCUCAUAUGUCGGACAUAGAUGAGAAGCAACUGGUCUAUGCCCAGAUGGCUAACCUUGUCAACUUGAUGCUUCAGUUGCCUGAUAUCAACAUAAAAGAGAUUGCAGAAAACUUUUCCAAGCUUGCUUGUAAUGCACACACCAUUUGUGAUAAUGAAUUGAGACCCCAGGGGACUGGACUGUUUCCUAUCAUUUCCAUUAUUAACCACAGCUGCUUGCCAAAUUCUGUUCUGGCCUUUGAGGGAAGAUUAGCUGUGGUACGUGCUGUGCAACAUAUACCCAAAGAUUCUGAGGUGUUGAUAAGCUACAUUGAAACUGCUGGAAGCACUCUGACUCGUCAAAAAGCUUUAAAAGAGCAAUAUCUCUUCACUUGCAAAUGUGUUCGUUGCAUCAAAUUGAUGAUGUCCAAGAAGGUGCAAUUCUGGAAGGUUAUGGAUGCAAGAAUACUGAAUGUGAUGGCUUUUUGUUACGUGAUUCUGGUAUUUAGGAAGGCUGAAAAAAGUAGAAUGAUAAGAAAUAAAAAAACAUUUCGGAAGGCGACUGACAAUUUCUGCUUACUUGAUAUCCAAUGUUCAGGUGACAAAGGAUUCAUUUGCCAACAGUGUGGACUUGUUAGGAGCAAGGAAGAAAUAAAGGAGUUAGCAAGCGAAAUAAAAUCACUGUCAGAAAAGGUUCUUGAUUCCGUAUCAUCACAAAAUUACCAGGAAGUAAUCACUACAGUUACUAUUGAGAAACUGCAAAGAAAUCUGUGCCAUCGUUUUUCAAUCAGCUUGAUGCAAACUCGCGACAAGCUUCUGAAGAUGUUCAUGGAGUUGCAAAACUGGCAUGAAGCUCUAUCGUAUUGCAGGAUGACCAUUCCAGUAUAUGAGAGAGUAUAUCCAAGCUUCCAUCCAUUGCUUGGUUUGCAAUAUUAUACAUGUGGCAAACUUGAAUGGUUUCUUGGGGAGACAGAGAAUGGUGUGAAAUCUCUAACCAAGGCAGUUGAUGUACUUAAAAUCUCUCAUGGAACCAAUACACGUUUUAUGAAGGAGCUGCUGAUGAAAUUGGAUGAAGCUCGUGCCGAAGCCUCUUAUAAACAAACUCUCACCUAAACAUGACUGAAAUAUAAUUUACAUGGGAUUUUGUCUAUUUUAUUACACAAUUUUUUUGCCUCUGCUUUAGAAAUAUAAUUUGUCAUUGUGAAGGUAAUUAUAAUGUUGAUGAGCAAAAGCCAUGUAGAAGAGUAUUGGUAAUUGUACAAUGGCAGUAAUACUGAAAUUGAACCAAAUGGAAAUGGAUCUAUUCUUUUGUGCAUUA